UACGUUUUCUUUACUUGCUCUCUGCCUGGAUCUGCUGAUCAUGAUACGAGAUGUAACCUGUACUUUGGAGAAUCAAGUCAUCCAGUUCAAACAACAACCAUCAUGGAGAAAAGAUCCUCAAAGAAUCAGUGGUUCUGCCAGUUUAUUGUCACAAUCGAAGAUUUGUUGGGACAUCUAAGUUCAGUUCAACAAAGUGAUGCCAGCUGUGAUUACACUUUGAGAAGUGAACCCAACUCUUUGUCUCCUCGUAGUGAUGGAUACAGCUUGACUGAUAUCGUGGAAAAAGAGUCACAUGUGACACAGACUAUGACGACAUCUACUGUGACUACAACUCCUGAAACUCCUGCAAAACAAACUUCAGGUCUGACAGUGAGCAUGCCUCAUGUUACAACUCCUGAAACUCCUGCAAAACAAACAUCAGUAGAUCAGACACUUCAUGAGUCCAACACUAAAGCUAGCUUGUCUCCUGUAACUCCACCAAACCCAGCACCAGAAACAAAGAAUUGGCUGACAUGGAUGAUAUGGACGUCAGUCAUAGCUGCUGUGGCUGGUUUUGUAAUGGUUAUCUUCCUGGGACUCACACUUCUCUUCACCAGUGGAAGAAAUGAAGAUGGGUGCAGGAGAAGUCUCAACAGUGGAGAGUACUUGCCAGGUGGUUACGAUGAAACCUACAGCAUCGUCACAUAUAAAUUCAUAGAGAGUGAUGGGUGUGCAUAUAUGAGAAGUCUCAACAGUGGAGAGUACUUGCCAAGUGGUUAUGAUGAAACCUACAGCACCCUCAGAUAUUAA
Molecule: messenger RNA, 789 nt
Organism: Larimichthys crocea (large yellow croaker)
Lineage: Eukaryota; Metazoa; Chordata; Actinopteri; Sciaenidae
Exons: 9
Coding region: 103-789 (228 amino acids)
Source: RefSeq, a predicted model, not a curated record